UUUUUUCUUUCUUCAGUCCAAAUUCAACUGAAUACAACUCUCAACUCGCCGCCUCAGUUUCUGUCAAAUUAUCUGAAAAUUAAAGUUGUGCAUAAGAUCCAUCGGGGGUUUUUGCUGACAUAGAAACUUCUUGAUUUAUCAAACAACAAGAAAAGAGAGAUGGGAAUUUCAUCAGAGAUGAGAGACUCGUGGGCAAAGCGAAGGGAGACUUUGUUGAUUGCUUCUGCAUUUGAGGAGGACAGAAUUCGCAAGUCUAGGGAAUGUACUCAAGAAGGUGUACGUGCGGGAACUAAAGCAGCUGCAAUUGCAUGCGUUGCUAGUGCAAUUCCUACGUUGGUUGCUGUGCGGACAAUUCCUUGGGCAAAGGCAAAUCUCAAUUAUACAGCUCAAGCACUCAUCAUAUCUGCUGCUUCCAUUGCUGCAUACUUCAUUACUGCUGACAAGACAAUCUUGGAAUGCGCAAGGAGAAACACUCACUACGAUAAAUCUGCUUAAGACACUACUCCUCAGAUCCUAAUAUGCUUAUUGUCUUAAGUUGUAUGAAUUUGUUGAUCUUAUCACAAAAAUGCCAGUUUGUAUUUGCAACAUGUAUGAGUAAUUUUUUCCCACAAUAAUCUUUUUACUUGUUUUCCUCUCUUUUCUGCCUCUGUAUAUCAAGGAUUCGGAGUAAGAAGUGGUUGGUCCA
Messenger RNA from Nicotiana tabacum (common tobacco), 685 nucleotides. Its product is annotated as early nodulin-93. The record is from RefSeq and is a predicted model, not a curated record. Lineage: Eukaryota; Viridiplantae; Streptophyta; Magnoliopsida; Solanales; Solanaceae.